Molecule: messenger RNA, 4359 nt
Organism: Helobdella robusta
Lineage: Eukaryota; Metazoa; Annelida; Clitellata; Rhynchobdellida; Glossiphoniidae
Exons: 19
Coding region: 1-4359 (1452 amino acids)
Source: RefSeq, a predicted model, not a curated record
AUGAACAAGCAGAUCGACAUGACUCAGAGCCUCAGCACUAUGUUUCUGCCGUUCACGACCAUCCCAAACAGACAUAUCAUUACCCGGAACUGGAGGGGGGAGAGGUUGGGCAGAGGGCAAGCGCCCCUGGCAACAAAUUUUAUGGGGGGUAGUUUUAAGUUUGUGCCAAGUUUUAGCAAGUUAAUAAAGAAAACGCCAUCUGUUGGAGUUCAAACAAAAUGUGCCGUCAAAUGUUCGCUCAGUUCUGAAGCUUUUGUCAAGUGGCAGAGCAGAGCUUUUUUCAAGAAAUCAACGAAAAACUUUUCAAAUUUCAGCGUGAGUUACAAGAUACGAAAAAAGGACGACUCGACAUGCAGCUUGUACCACUACGACGAUGUUGAUCUGAGGAAUCAGCUAGUGAGCCGAGAUGAUGAUUCUCUGUACGGCGAUCUCUACAACAGGCAGACGGGCAGCCUUCCAUCACUGGGAGGUCUGGGACUUAAACUGGAUCAACUGCGCUCCGAGCUUCCCUCCUCUUUGAAGAAUGUUUCAGGGAAUACGGAUGAUGAAAAGUCUUUGUAUAACAAACUUUUGGCCAAAAAACUGGCUCUUGAAAAAAAAAUGAUGAGCCAAAUAUUAAGGAGACCACCGAAAUUUGCUGAUGAGUCUUUUGGAAAGAAAGACAAAAAAGAAAAUCCUUAUAAAAAGAAACUCAAAUCAAACAAAGAAAAGUUUUUGAAACUUGUAGCGACGUCACAACCGAACUUUGGACCCUGCCCUGAUAUGCAACACAAAACCUUCGAUUUAGAGGAUCUGUGUGGAGAAAUGUGCAGUAGACAAGCGGGCGAUGAAGAUCACGAAGAAGAUGAAAAAUACGUAGAUGAUGAUUAUAACGCUUACCAGGAUGUUGGGAACGACGACUACAGCAAAAUGUUCUUGGAUGACUACAGAAGACUCGUGCAGUAUGGAGAUCUCAGACCUCUGCUGUGUGAAAUCAUAAGAGCUGCCAGGAACAGUAGAACCACAAAUCUCAAAUUAUUUUUGGCUCGAUAUUUGGAAGCCAAGUUUGACGGAAGGUUGUACAUUGAAAAUCUCUCCGAUGACGAAGAAAAAUCUCACCACAGUUUUGAGUUCCCGAAAAUAACAAAUGAAGAUGAUAACGAUUAUGUCCAAUUUAUCCUUUACGAGUCAUUGAAAAAUUUGCAUUUUUGUCCAGCUCGUAUGGAAGAUCGAACAGUAAAAGCGAAAAUAUCUGACAGUGAGAUUUGUUCAAAUUCAAGCGAAAAUACGAAAACGUCUUUUCUUCGUGUGAGACAAAAAAAAAUAAAUUUGUCGUGCAGAGUUAAGAAGAAAAAACCCGUAAAACCUGUAGAAAUUGAUCUGGGAGAACAACCAUUUGACGAGGAAGAUGAGUUGGCCUACUUGAAGUAUCUCAUACAAAAGAAAAACUUGAAUCGUCCCAUUGAAUAUGAAGUACGUGACAUAAAAGGUACCGAGCAAACAGUUGCGAAGGAUUUUAUCAUGGAAAGUCCGUUCAGUCAUUUAUUUAACUUGCAAAAGCAUCGCGAAAAAAGUCCUGUGAAAAAACUCAUUGAUAUCUCACCAACAUGGCAUGCCAUUUUAAAAAAACAUAAAAAAGAUUAUGACAAAUGGAAAAAAAAUCCCCGCGGAGAGAUUUAUUGGGAGCCAGGUGAACGUUUCAACAAAGAAAGAAUAGUUUUGCUUCCGCCGAAAAUAGAGAAAGUCACCGAACUUAGCGAUUACGAAAAAGAACGCAUUGCCAAGAAAAGAGCCUUUUGCACGCGUAGGCUGGCUGCCGAGAUGAAAUACAACGAGUCGUCAAAGAAGGAAAUGUUCAAUGCACUAAAAUCACUCAUCGAUAUUGAGAGGGAAUUCCACCAUGACAAGAAGCUACCACUUGAAGACACCGUGCCAGAUCAACCAGCCGAAUUUCCAACGUCGCAUUACGAAGAAUUAUUGGCGAAAGAGAAAAAAAUAAGGCAAGAAGCAACGAUUCAAUCAACGAUUCUACAAGAAACAUUAGCAAAAAUUAAAAGAAAGAAAAGUAAAUCGUUGUUACUGAAAAAUUUUGAGUGUCGAAAAGAUUGCACUCAUGACGACGACGAAGACGAUUAUCGUGCAAGUCUCGCAGAGGAUGCGCCAGAUGAGGAGGAUGAAAACAAAUCCGCGAUUGUAAAGAAAAAUAUAUCAUUGUUGAAUUCAUAUUCGAGUUGUCUGAAAGAUAUCGGUGAAUGGAAAUGUCUGACCAACAUUAUACAAAAUAUAAUUAGAAACUCUCUAAAAAAUCAAAUAAGUUAUCUGGCUGAACAAAUAAUAGUACAGGACAAAAAAAGCGUCGCAUCUAAGAAUGCCAGCCAGUUGGCAGCUCCACAUGUCCAGAAGUUCAGUGAAAAGCUUUGCGUUUGCUACUUCAGACAUUUGCUGGUGCAGGAAUCCAAUAAAAAUAAAAUUUUCAAAUCCGUUUUAGAGUCUAUGAAUGAAAAUCUUCUUAACGGAAUACUUGUCUUCAUUGGACAAGGGUGCACUAAUUUGAACAGCAUGUUAUCGUGGGAGCUGUCCACUUCUGAUUAUAAAUACACUGGACUAAACGAAACUCUUUUAAAGGAAGAAGAUAUGUGGCCUUUUGUUGCUAAUUGGGAAGAUUUUUUUAAACAACCGAAAAAAUUGCCACUGACAUUAAGAGAUGAUUUUGGUCGUGCAAUAGAUUUCUUCAGUGACCUCGAAAACCAGGACCCAAUGUGCAGCACUGUCGAACCUCUCCAACCGAUAAACUUGAUGAAAAUUGAGAAUAUUUGGCAGGACCUGCCUUCAACGCAAGAUUUGGUGGGAAACACCGAAUUUUUUGAACAGCCUGUUAAGGAUAUGAAACUCGUGUUAAAAGUUAAAGAUUUAGAUCCAAAUAUUUUUAAUCUGUUGGAAAUUAAAAAAACUGCGGAAGAGAUAACUAACUCUACUAUAAAAGAUCUCAAUCUAAUUGAGAUGUUCAGCAAUUUCUCAAAAGAUGUAGCAAACACAAACUCAGCAAUUUUGUCGCAAAACUGGGGAAAGGAAAAAAUUCAAGCGCUCUUCAUUGACAGCCAAGAAAGCAUCGAAACAAAUAAAGUUAGAAAGUCACUUGCCGUUGACCUUGCCAACACGAUGGAGGCCGAGGCACCGGACAGUCUGAAAAAACCUGGCCUUCACAAUAUGGUCCAUAUAGAGGAAAGUGACUCCUCGUCAAAUCAAGAUAUGUCAGAAAUGAUUGUUAACAGAGACAAACAAACGCAGAGUGAAACAGCCUUGAAAGAUGAGGAACCUGCCUUCCGACAGAACAGAUUGAAUACGCGUUCAGCUACCCAACUCGCCGCUACGCUACAACCCCUCCUAUCAGCUCUCAACUCCAAAAAUGCAUCCCUCUUCUCUUCAAACCUCAUACAGAAAGAUAUCGAUUUUAAAGCUAUGACGGGCCAGAAUGUGAAAGUAACCUUGUCCAUCAAAACCGACAAGGAAGCCGAUAAUACGUACAAGAAGCGAAAAUUUUUGAUGGAUCAAAGACGAAGCAGAAAAAUUAAUCUUAUGUUGAACAUGGAGAUGAUGGGACGGGCCAGUCAUUCCAACAUCAUCUCCGACCUGAACACUCCAAGAAGUAUGAAAAUGUUUAAGAAACCCUCACUCAAGAACGACGACGAAGCGUCGCAAGCAGACGAAGGCAGCUCAACUUCCGUCGUCGACGCCAUUAAGAAUCUCACGCCUAGAUCAACACAACUCGCUUUCAACAUCCUCUACGACAAACUCAGCAAAUUAACAAAUAGCGAGAAUCAGAACUUUGAAUUGAAGUCUUCCAGCUUGUUCGCUCUCAAUCCCUCAUUUUCGCAGUACGCUGAGUCAACAUUCAGCCUACCAGUACCUCCUCCUACUACAAAUCAUUCCCACAUUUCCAGAUCCUUCUUGUCAGAGAGGGGAUCGAUUUCAGAGAUAGCGAGAACAAUGGCGAAGAACAAAGCGAUCAAGCCGAUAGACGUGAUCAAACUGUUGGAGUACCACCAAAAACUGAUGGCUGCUCUGAGUGACGCCAAUUUCUCGAGAGAUACCACGACGUCUCAGAGUCUCAACAUCAUCAAACCAUCUACAAAAGUUGUUGUCUAUCCCAGCGACGGUACAACGCAUGCCGUCGAUAGCAGUGAUGCAACUGAAGAUGCGGCAAAUUAUGUUGCGAUUAAUGUCGCGAAUGAUGUUGUUGCGUAUAGUGUUGCAAAAAAUGUUGCAAAUGAUGUUGCGAUUUAUAAGACGAAUGGUGCUGCUCCCGACGAGGCUACUAAUGAUGUUGGAGAUGAGGUUGUUGCGGAUGAGGAUGAAAAGAAUGACGAUGCCGUCUCAUAA